CUGAGCGCUGCUUCUCCGGGUCGGGGGUGGCAGGGAGACUCGGUGAGGUGGGGGAGCGUUUUCUGUGGGAGAGGGUCUCGUCUGCCCGGGGCCUGCGAUGCAGGCUGGGACUGAAGAGCCCAGAAGUCGCUGAUUUUGCUUUUGGGUAAACGGCGCCAUAGUUACUUCCCGAGAGUCGUCGGGCCAUGUGUCUGCGCAGUCACACUCCUGAGAUAUCUUGGAUUCUUAACUGAAUCUUAACCAAAGACCAGGUAGCUUGAUCUACCCUGGAAUAUGCAGAAUUAAAACUUUUUCUUACAAAAUGGUAGAGGAUGAACUGGCACUAUUUGAUAAAAGCAUAAAUGAAUUUUGGAAUAAAUUCAAGAGUACUGUCAGUGACACCUCCUGUCAGAUGGCGGGCCUAAGAGAUACGUACAAAGAUUCCAUUAAAGCUCUUGCAGAAAAGCUCUCUGUGAAAUUAAAGGAAGAAGAACGAAUGGUUGAGAUGUUUCUGGAAUAUCAAAACCAGAUCUGUAGACAGAAUAAGCUCAUUCAAGAAAAAAAAGACAACUUGUUAAAGUUGAUUGCUGAAGUAAAAGGCAAAAAGCAGCAAGUGGAAGUGCUAACUGCAAAUAUCCAGGAUCUUAAGGAAGAAUAUGCAAGGAAGAAGGAAACUAUUUCCACUGCUAAAAAGUCAAAUGAAGAGAGGUUGAAAAGGUUGCAGAAAUCUGCAGACUUGUAUAAAGAUCGACUUGGACUAGAAAUUAGAAAAAUUUAUGGUGAUAAAUUACAGUUUAUAUUCACUAAUAUUGACCCUAAGCAUCCUGAGAGCCCCUUUAUGUUUUCCCUGCACCUAAAUGAAGCAAGGGAGUAUGAAGUGUCAGAUAGUGCUCCUCAUCUUGAGUGCCUAGCAGAAUUUCAAGAGAAUGUGAGGAAGACCAACAAUUUUUCAGCUUUUCUUGCCAACGUUCGGAAAGCUUUUACUGCUAUGAUUCAUAAUUAAUGGAUAAAUAGCAUAUAAAAGCUGUUGUUUUCUUCCCUAUCAUUUAUUCUCAUUCUUCAUUCCUUGCCCAUAAUCCUUUUGUAUUUUUGUAACAUUUCUGUCAAGUAUGUUUAUUUUAAUUAAAGUUUUAGGAAAUAAAA
Molecule: messenger RNA, 1122 nt
Organism: Manis javanica (Malayan pangolin)
Lineage: Eukaryota; Metazoa; Chordata; Mammalia; Pholidota; Manidae
Source: RefSeq, a predicted model, not a curated record